This is a messenger RNA of Dermochelys coriacea (leatherback sea turtle), 5085 nucleotides long. RefSeq names its product N-alpha-acetyltransferase 15, NatA auxiliary subunit (gene NAA15). Gene Ontology annotation, cellular component: NatA complex; cytoplasm. The coding region runs from base 906 to 3806 and encodes 966 amino acids. The record is from RefSeq and is a predicted model, not a curated record. Gene Ontology annotation, biological process: N-terminal peptidyl-methionine acetylation. The transcript has 20 exons. Lineage: Eukaryota; Metazoa; Chordata; Testudines; Dermochelyidae. Gene Ontology annotation, molecular function: protein-N-terminal amino-acid acetyltransferase activity; protein binding.
CAGACUUCCAAAAAUGCAACAGUUGUGUUUUCUGUGGAUCCACGGCCCAAGAGGGAAGCAGAGGAGAGCAAACUGUGGCCUGAACCACUGUCUUGGGGCAAGAGUUGACUAGCUUCUGAGUUGUUUUGCUGGCACAACACUGUGAAGGCGGGUACCAAAAAAUAGCAGUCAUUUGCCUUUUUUGUAACUGGUUCUGCAAGGUUGGAAGAUAACAGGGUGAUGCUGCAGGUGGAGGUGCGGUGUCAGAGCUGUGCAAGGGGAGCUGGCACUGCACCAAAUGCCUACAUAUGGUAGCUACUCAUCACUUUUGGUAAAAAGACAGAGAGGGAGGUACGGUGUGUUCCUGCAAAUGGCAUCUACCCAGGCCUGAUCUACAGUAGGAUUUAAAGGCACAAAAGUUAGCACGAGCUAACAAUCUAAUAAUUCUAAUGUAGCCAAAGCGCCGCCCCCCCGACUUUAGCCCCCCCCCCCCCAGGCUGACACCCGACAGGCAGCGGGCCUUGUUUACAUUAGGCUUCUACAAAGUGCUGGCUAACUCAGGCGAUCAGCGCAAUUAAACCCUAGUCCGGCCGGGCCGGAGCUGUCCAGCUUCUGGUGGGAGAGAGGCGCCUGCAGCCAGCUCGCGGGGCCCGUAAAACCUGCCAACAGAGGCGGCCCCGCAGCCGCUGGGGGGCGAGGGCGGGCUGGUGCCGGUGGCUGGGCUGGGCGCACCAUGGGACGUGCAAAGCCCUCGAACGGCCUCAUUCCAUCGGCGGCUGCGGGGGCUGGAGGCGAGUCCCGACAACGCCGGCCGCUCCGCGGGGGACGCCUGGGACGGGCUCUGAGUCACCAGGGCGGAACUGGGGAGCGGCCUCACUUCCCAGCAUGCCCCGCACCGACUCCCGAGCCGGGCUGGGUCGCGGCGCAUGCGCGUUGAGCAGCGUGACCCGGCUGGGGAAGCCGUAAGCGGCGGCGGCGGCCAUUUUGGCGGUACCUCUCUCCGGCCUGUUCAGUUACCACGUGAACUAUCGCCUGGGACUCGGUGCGGGGCAAGGGGGAACCCAGCGCGGAUACGGCGGCCUGGAGGGGCCGGGCCUGGGACGGAAACGAGGAGGCGGUGGCCCGGCAGGGAGUCCCGGGAGGCGGCGGUGACCGAGCAGGCAGGAGACACCCCGCCCCCCCGGAGCCUCCAAGCGGAGCCGGAGCCGGCCGCGGCAGCAGCAGGAGCGAUGCCGUCCGUGAGCCUCCCGCCCAAGGAGAACGCGCUCUUCAAGCGCAUCCUGAGGUGUUAUGAACAUAAACAGUACAGAAAUGGGCUGAAGUUUUGUAAACAGAUCCUUUCUAACCCAAAGUUUGCAGAACAUGGAGAAACUCUGGCAAUGAAAGGACUAACGCUGAACUGUCUAGGGAAGAAAGAGGAAGCAUAUGAACUAGUGCGUAGAGGCUUACGGAAUGAUUUAAAGAGUCAUGUCUGUUGGCAUGUCUAUGGUCUUCUCCAGAGGUCAGACAAGAAGUAUGAUGAAGCUAUCAAAUGUUACAGAAAUGCACUGAAAUGGGAUAAAGACAAUCUUCAAAUCUUGAGAGAUCUCUCUCUGCUACAGAUUCAAAUGAGGGAUCUUGAGGGUUACAGGGAAACCAGGUACCAGUUACUUCAGCUCCGACCUGCACAGCGAGCCUCGUGGAUUGGUUAUGCUAUUGCUUAUCAUCUGCUGGAAGAUUAUGAAAUGGCAGCAAAGAUUUUAGAGGAAUUUAGGAAGACUCAACAGACGUCUCCUGAUAAAGUGGACUAUGAGUACAGUGAGCUGCUGUUGUAUCAGAAUCAAGUCCUCCGAGAAGCAGGACUCUACAAAGAAGCCUUGGAACACCUUGGUACCUAUGAAAAGCAGAUCUGUGAUAAACUGGCUGUUGAAGAAACUAAAGGAGAACUUCUGUUACAACUCUGCAGGCUGGAAGAAGCAGCUGAGGUGUAUAGAGGAUUGCAAGAAAGGAAUCCUGAAAACUGGGCUUACUACAAAGGCUUAGAAAAGGCACUUAAACCAGCCAAUAUGCUCGAGAGGCUGAAAAUCUAUGAAGAGGCCUGGACUAAGUACCCAAGGGGACUAGUUCCAAGAAGACUGCCACUAAACUUUUUAUCUGGUGAAAAGUUUAAGCAAUGUUUGGACAAGUUUCUAAGGAUGAAUUUCAGCAAAGGCUGUCCACCUGUUUUUAAUACUUUGAGAUCAUUGUACAAAGAUAAAGAAAAGGUGGUAAUUAUAGAAGAGUUGGUGGUAGGUUAUGAAACUUCCCUAAAAAGCUGCAGGUUAUUUAAUCCCAAUGAUGAUGGUAAAGAAGAACCUCCAACCACUUUACUGUGGGUCCAGUACUACUUAGCACAACAUUAUGACAAAAUUGGGCAGCCAUCCAUGGCUCUGGAAUACAUAAAUUCUGCUAUAGAAAGUACUCCCACCUUGAUAGAACUCUUCCUUGUGAAGGCUAAAAUCUAUAAGCAUGCUGGAAACAUUAAAGAAGCUGCGAGGUGGAUGGAUGAAGCCCAGGCUUUGGACACAGCGGACAGAUUUAUCAACUCCAAAUGUGCAAAAUAUAUGUUGAAAGCCAACUUGAUUAAAGAGGCAGAAGAAAUGUGUUCUAAGUUUACAAGGGAAGGAACCUCAGCAGUAGAGAACUUGAAUGAAAUGCAGUGCAUGUGGUUCCAGACAGAAUGUGCCCAAGCUUACAAGGCAAUGAAUAAAUUUGGAGAAGCACUUAAGAAAUGCCAUGAAAUCGAGAGACAUUUUGUAGAAAUUACAGAUGACCAGUUUGACUUCCACACUUACUGUAUGAGAAAGAUUACACUUAGGUCUUAUGUGGACUUGUUAAAACUAGAAGACGUACUUCGGCAACAUCCAUUUUACUUCAAGGCAGCACGAAUUGCCAUAGAGAUAUAUUUGAAGCUUCAUGAUAAUCCUCUAACAGAUGAGAAUAAAGAACACGAGGCUGAUACAGCAAAUAUGUCUGACAAGGAGCUAAAGAAGCUUCGCAAUAAGCAGAGAAGAGCACAGAAAAAAGCACAACUGGAGGAAGAGAAGAAGAAUGCAGAAAAAGAGAAGCAGCAGAGAAAUCAGAAGAAGAAAAAGGAUGAUGAUGAUGAGGAAAUUGGCGGUCCGAAAGAAGAACUUAUCCCUGAGAAACUAGCAAAGGUUGAAGCACCUUUGGAAGAAGCCAUUAAAUUUUUAACACCGUUGAAGAAUUUGGUGAAGAACAAAAUAGACACCCAUCUUUUUGCUUUUGAGAUUUACUUCAGGAAAGAGAAAUUUCUUCUGAUGCUGCAGUCUGUGAAGAGAGCAUUUGCUAUUGACUCCAGUAAUCCUUGGCUUCAUGAGUGUAUGAUUCACCUCUUUGGCAGUGUAUCUGAAAGUAAAGAUCUACCUGAUACAGUUAGAACAGUGUUAAAUCAAGAAAUGAAUCGGCUUUUUGGGGCAACUAAUCCAAAGAACUUCAAUGAAGCUUUCCUUAAAAAGAACUAUGACUCACUACCACAUAGGUUAUCAGCUGCCAAAAUGGUGUACUAUUUGGAUCCUUCCAGUCAGAAAAGAGCAGUAGAACUGGCAACAUCCCUCGAUGAAUCCCUUACCAACAGGAAUCUUCAGACUUGUAUGGAGGUAUUAGAAGCUUUCAGUGAUGGUAGCCUGGGAGACUGUAAAGAAGCUGCUGAAACUUACAGAGCGAAUUGUCAUAAGCUUUUCCCUUAUGCUUUGGCUUUCAUGCCCCCUGGAUAUGAAGAGGAUAUGAAGAUCACAGUUAAUGGAGAUAGUUCUGCAGAAACUGAAGAACUGGCCAAUGAAAUAUGAACAACUUUGUUUAAAAAAAAAAAAAAAAAAAAGAAAGAAAAGAAAGAAUGGAAUAACAUUGGUCCAUAUCUGGUGUAUAAUAUUUUUGUCACGCACCUGCUGAAUUGUUCUAACUUACACAGUGAAAGGAAGGAGUAAAAAUGUUGCCUUCAAAUAGUUUUACUUUUUUUAUCCUGCUGACAAAGUAUAUAUAUAAAAUAUCUAACAUAUUACUGGAUAUAGGUUGUUCAGUUUCUUAAGAAAAAUUAAAAGCUGCUAAAAUUGAAGAAAAAAAAAACCCUUCUCCUUACCUACCUACCCCAUGUUUUUAAACUAAUUUAUAUGAAAUCUGGAGGCUCAUAACCAUCAGAGCAGGUGUGUGGCAGAAAUAUUACUUUAAAUUUGUCUUGUGAGAUUACUAUUAUCUCAGACAGCAAAAAUGCUGUUUUAGCACUGGAUUCUUUCACUGAGCACAAAGAGUUGUUGGGGCUUUAGCAUCUGACCGAUUUUGAUACAGAGAUGAUUCUAUUCAUAGGAAGUAUUCAUUGUGAAUCACUAUUUACAGAGAAACCUACAGCAUACAUGUGAUGUUGUAGAGGCUGGGACAUAUAGAUACCAGCCAGAAUUAAGAAACAUAGGGUGUUCAGUAAGCUUGUCGUGUCUCCGAAGUUCACUGUGCACGAUUAGUUUGGUGUUCUUGCACCACAGUUUUUAACUGAAGAAACCAGUUAAAACAAUCUCUUCAUUUUAAUUAAACUUGAAAAGAAAGAACACUGCUGUUCUUGAGAUGAACCUCACAGCAUAGUUUGGCCAAACUUGUUAAAACUGUAAUGCAAGAACCAAAUGAAAUUAUGCACUGUGAUGUGGCACCAACUAAUUAGAAAGAUACUGUGCAUUUUUCACAGAGAGUGAAAACAAAUUGAGAACAUACUAUGGCUUGAAGUUACAAAGAGCGGAACUCCUGACUACCAUUUUAUGACUGAUCAAGAGACUAAUAGUUUAAAACCUCAGCAGGCCUUGUUCACAUUAUGCAGAGAAAAACAAGUGCUGCAGUUUAGAUACCUCUGGAACUUUUCCACAGUGUCACAGGUUUGUAAUACUUGAAGCCCUACAUUUCUAAGAAUAUAUUUCUUGCUCAGUUGUUUCAGGCAAACACAAGACUUUGUAACUUUUAAGGGGCCCAAGAUUUUUUUUUUUUUUCAAAUAACAGACCAGAUUCUUAUUCCUGCAGUUAUAGAUGUAAUUUCCUUUGUCAAACAUAAGGUACCAAAUAUAAUGCAAUAAAAUGUUUUGAAAAACA